AUGUCCUCUUGCUUUUUGGUUAUCACACCGAGUUCUGAUGUUGCCUGGGUCUGGUUUUCAUCUCCCCCGGUGACGCUCCUCCGACUGGCCGCCCCUUUCACGCACCAGCAGCUGCUGGGUAGUGCCGCCCGUCCUCCCCGGCGCCGAGGUACCACGGCACUCGCCCACCACGCCCAGGAGCUGGCUACCUUUCCCGGUCUGAAGGACCUGGAGAAGGAUAAUGCGGGGCAGGUGACACUGAUCCCCGAGGAGCCCGAGGACAUGUGGCACACCUACAACCUGCUGCAGGUGGGUGACAGCCUGCGGGCCUCCACAAUCCGGAAGGUGCAGACCGAGUCGGCCACGGGCAGCGUGGGCAGCAACCGCAUCCGCACCACCCUUACCCUCUGCGUGGAGGCCAUCGACUUUGACUCACAGGCCUGCCAGCUCCGGGUCAAGGGCACUAACAUCCAAGAAAAUGAGUAUGUCAAGAUGGGGGCCUACCACACCAUCGAGCUGGAGCCCAACCGGCAGUUCACGCUGGCAAAGAAGCAGUGGGACAGCGUGGUGCUGGAGCGCAUCGAGCAGGCCUGCGACCCAGCCUGGAGCGCCGAUGUGGCAGCCGUGGUCAUGCAGGAAGGGUUGGCUCAUGUCUGUCUGGUCACUCCUAGCAUGACGCUUACCCGUGCCAAGGUGGAGGUGAAUAUCCCCCGCAAACGGAAAGGGAACUGCAGUCAGCACGACCGGGCCUUGGAGAGGUUUUACGAGCAGGUGGUGCAAGCCAUCCAGCGGCAUAUCAACUUUGAGGUGGUGAAGUGUGUGCUGGUGGCUAGCCCAGGCUUCGUACGGGAGCAGUUUUGUGACUACAUGUUCCAGCAGGCGGUCAAGACUGACAACAAGCUUCUGCUGGAGAACAGGGCCAAGUUCCUACAGGUCCACUCUUCCUCGGGACAUAAAUACGCAUUGAAGGAAGCUCUCUGCGACCCAGCUGUAACUAGCCGUCUCUCUGACACUAAGGCAGCUGGUGAGGUCAAAGCCUUAGAUGACUUCUAUAAAAUGCUGCAGCAUGAGCCUGACCGGGCUUUUUAUGGUCUAAAACAUGUGGAGCAGGCCAAUGAAGCCAUGGCAAUCGAUACCUUGCUGAUCAGCGAUGAGCUUUUCAGGCACCAGGAUGUGGCUACCCGCGCCCGAUAUGUUAAAUUGGUAGACAGCGUACGGGAGAACAUGGGCACAGUACGCAUCUUCUCCAGCCUUCAUGUGUCUGGAGAGCAGCUUGGCCAGCUGACGGGGGUGGCAGCCAUCCUGCGCUUUCCUGUGGCUGAGCUCUCUGACCAGGAAGAUGAAUCUAGUUCUGAAGAGGAUUGAUAACAGUGAACUUCACAGUUUCUUUACCAAGUCAUGUUGAAAUGACAUUAAAGACCCUCCCUGCCUAAAUACCGUGUGCAGAUGUGCCAUGACCUGUAAUUUAAGUUUUUGAUAGUAUUUCAUACAGCAUAUAGCUCUGCUCAGCACACUAAUGGAUAUCUGUUCUGUGGUAAUGAUUAUUGGUAUGCUGUGUGUUGGAGUUGACUGGUUUUGCACGUUACACCCUGGACCUCCAGCAGUACAAGAAACUAAUUUGACUCCCCAAAGCUGCUCAUUGUGCAUAUUAAGGCAGACUGGCAGCUUGGUGUUUUGGAAUGUGUAUGAAAAGAUAAUAAACUAAGAGGGAGAAAA
Molecule: messenger RNA, 1695 nt
Organism: Pygoscelis adeliae (Adelie penguin)
Lineage: Eukaryota; Metazoa; Chordata; Aves; Sphenisciformes; Spheniscidae
Gene: PELO
Product: pelota homolog (Drosophila)
Exons: 4
Coding region: 1-1344 (447 amino acids)
Biological process (GO): RNA surveillance; ribosome disassembly; nuclear-transcribed mRNA catabolic process, non-stop decay
Cellular component (GO): cytoplasm
Source: RefSeq, a predicted model, not a curated record